Molecule: messenger RNA, 1128 nt
Organism: Alternaria triticimaculans
Lineage: Eukaryota; Fungi; Ascomycota; Dothideomycetes; Pleosporales; Pleosporaceae
Exons: 4
Coding region: 1-1128 (375 amino acids)
Source: RefSeq, a predicted model, not a curated record
AUGACUUCAACAGAUCUCACACAGACCGCGAUCCUUCCUCCACCGCCAGGCCUGACGACGAACUUCGUGAACCCUCCAACGCUCAUGCCGGCCGUGAUUGUCGGCACCACGAUCAUCCAUCUCUUCACCCUACCGUUUAUUCUGGCUCGCGCCUAUGUCAAUGCAUACGUAACGAAAGCAUGCUACAUCGAGGACUAUCUCUCCUAUAUCGCAUACGUUGGCUGCAUCGCCUACACCGCAGCCAUCGUGCAUGCCGAGACUGUCGGUAUGGCUCGGCACAUGUGGGACAUCUCCAUGGCGACAUUCGCGGAGAUAUCCUACAUCUGCAAUAUCGUAUUCGUUUGCUACACGGCCACGAGUGGACUAGCGAAGACUGUUGUUUUCUUGCAGCUCAAGAAGAUCUUUACCACGAAGUUUCGUGGUGUCGUUUUCUGGGUGAUCGUUGGCUCGCUGGUUGCUAAUGCUCUGUUCUACACCGCAAUGUUCUUCCUCUACGUCUUUACAUGCUGGCCGAGGGAGAAAAUAUGGAGCCCGAGUAUUGAAGGCAAGUGUAUCGAUUCGAACAAGCUGAAUAUGGCCAUGGGGACUUUGAAUGUCAUCAGUGACGUAGAAGCAUUCGUGGUACCGGUUUGGGCGAUAUGGCAGCUUAGCAUGAAGCUGCAACGGAAGAUCGCGGUCCUGGCAAUCUUCGGCGUGGGCGCAAUCGCUGUCGCAAUCGGUUGUGUAGGACUGUACUAUCGAGUCAUCCUGCUGCAGCAGUCCGACUUCUCCUGGCUACUGACCAAAGCGGGUUUGAUCUGUAUGGCUGAACUAGCCAUCGUCACCAUCGUCGGGUGCUGUCCGUACAUUCCCCGCAUGAAGAACCACAUCCGCCCAUCGUCUACGCCCCAAAGCUAUGAGCAGAGCAAGCGACCGCCCGUGCCUUCGAAGCAACGUUCGAAGUUUUAUCAUCUGGAGAAGUAUCUGGAUACCAACGCCAGUGUGUCGAAGCUCGGGUCAAGUGUCUCGGAAGAGCACCUAGAGCUACACCAAUAUCGCGACACAAAAUCUGAGUACCGGGCGAAGGGCUUUGGCGACGACGAUCGCGUUAUCGUGCGUACUACGCAUGUCAAGCAGUCGAUUUCGUGA